Cynoglossus semilaevis (tongue sole) is the source of this 1945-nucleotide messenger RNA. RefSeq names its product creatine kinase M-type. Gene Ontology annotation, biological process: phosphocreatine biosynthetic process. The annotation marks the transcript as partial. Gene Ontology annotation, molecular function: creatine kinase activity. The record is from RefSeq and is a predicted model, not a curated record. Lineage: Eukaryota; Metazoa; Chordata; Actinopteri; Pleuronectiformes; Cynoglossidae. The transcript is spliced from 7 exons.
UGUGACGCUAAGAAGAAUUCCCCUGAAUUAUCGUCAUCAGCUACUUUUAUUUAUUUAUUUAUUUUGCUGUGUGUCCAGAGUUUGGUUCCCCCUGACCCAAUGGCUCGGUUCCACCUGAACAGACGUUCCCCAGACGAAGAGUUUCCUGACCUGCGCAGAAACGCCACCCUGAUGGGGCAGAUCCUCACCCCGGCCAUGUACCGCCGACAGUUCCACCGAUGCACCGACAGUGGCGUUAUCUUUGAUGAUGUCAUACGCCCUGGCCUGGAGGAACCAGGUGAGCGCUGUGGCCCGGUGUCCGCCGGGUGUGUGGCGGGCGAUGCUCAGUCCUACAUCCUGUUCUGCGACUUCUUUGACCGGGUCAUUGAAGCGUACCACAAACACAAGGUGGACAGUCAGACGCCCAACAGCGACUUCAACCACUCUAACCUGAAAGGCAGCGAAGACCUGGACAGGUCAUACGUCCUAGGUUGUGAAAUGACAAUUGUUCGUAGCGUGGAGGACUACUGCUUCCCAAUUCACUGCAGUAGAGGAGAGCGCAGGCAGCUCCUUCAACUGGCCAAGAGGGCGCUGCAGCGGUUUGGGGAGGAGGACCUCCCUGGUCAACUACACCUACUGAAGGACCUGGACCAGGAGCAACAGUGCGCUCUGAAGCUGAGUCCACCGUCACAGUUUCAGCUCCGCACCGGCGCAGCUCGUGACUGGCCCGAUGCCAGGGCUGUUUGGUUGAGUGACGACAACAGCCUGGUGGUCUGGAUCAAUAUAGAAGACCACCUUAAACUGGUGACCACACGACACGAUGCUGAUGUGGCUGAGGCUUUUAAAUUCAUCUUUGCUAAACUGCAGAAGUUGGGGGUGAUCUACAGCCAGCUGAGACACCCUUUUAUCUGGAAGCAGCAGCUGGGCUGGCUGAGCAGCUCUCCCACUGAAGUAGGAACUGGUUUUAGGGUUCGAAUCAAACUGAGAUUGAAACUACUACCCACUCAGCGCCGCCUGCAGGACGUCCUGAUUAGACUGCGCCUCCACAUGGUCUCCACAGAGUCGACGGGAGUGUACACAGUGAGCAACGCAGGGACCUUCGGUGAGAGCGAGGUAGCGCUGACUCAGCUGGUGGUGGACGGCGUCAAACUUCUCGUAAACAUGGAAAAGAUACUGGAGAAGAACGGAGACAUCGAUGAGCUCGUACCUUCUCAGAAAUAGAGCUACAUUUGAACUGGCUAUUUGUUUUUAACCUGUCACAACUUUUAGCUGUUCAGCUACGUUUUCCUCUUUUGAAAAAAAUAUUUUUGUCCGCCAUUUUCCAAAUGUUUGAUUACCUGUACUUACACUGUGUUGCUAAGGCUAAUUUUUUCUUUAGAUGUUUGAAGGACAAUUUUAAAUAUUCUGCCUAACUUAGCCUAACAGCUAAGUUUGGCUAACGUUAUUAGUUAUUUUUUAUUAAUUAUUAGAGGCUUUUAAUCACUUCUGAAGAUUUCCGAAUGAAAGUUAUCCCUACGAUUUAGGCAUAGUUUUACGCAGGACCUGUGUACACGAGUUGUUUACAGCGAGUACAGUUAUUAAAGUCGAUGUAACGGUUCUGUGCUGAGACUUAUCCACAAAACAAAAACAAAAAAAACGUAACUCUUUAAUUAUAAUUUUCAGACAUAUGCAAAUAAAGAAAAUUAAGAGUAAAAUAAAUUACAUGUACAUAGAAAUAGACAUUACUAAGUGUUGUAGACGUUUGGCUUUCAAUGUUGUGUACUAAAAAUAAAAGUUAUUUUAAAACGCAACAGAUGACAAAAAAUAUAAACAUCCUUCGCCAGCAGGGGACAGUGUCAUAUCGCUUGCCGUGAUAGAUCAAAUUUACAAAUCACAUACUUUAUAUAUGGGAAAAGACAGGAAUUACAUUUGACAUAUCCACAAAAAAAGAAUCAUUUUAGCAUUCCUUUACAUUAGAGAGUUGAAC